GCCGGAGCGCGGGUGGAGGGGGGCGGGGAGAACUGCCGGCCGCCCCGCUCCGCCAAGCCCAGCAGGAAGAAGGGCGCGAGCGGGCGAGCGCGGGUGGCGCGAGCGGAAAAAGCGUCCGCGCGGGGAAGCGAAAAGAAAGAAAGAAAGAAAACGAACGAGCGCGAGAAGGGGGAAAAGCCAGCGAUCGAGCGAGCGCGCGCAAGAAAACUCCCGGCAGCACUUUUACAUGGACCAUUGGAUGCCCAUUGAACACACUUGAGACCUGCAAGUAAUCUUCAGACGUUAGCAGAACCUUAAGACCUUUCCUUUGUGUGGGGAGGAGAUAGCCCAUGUACUGUGGAGAUGAACGGGGAGCAGCAGCUUGAUGCAGAUACUGGAUCUGGUGUGGAAGAAGUGGAAUUAAGCUGGGAGGAUUAUCUAGAAGAGACAGGGUCCACAGCAGUUCCCUAUGAGUCUUUUAAACAUGUAGACACACGUCUGCAGAAUGGAUUUGCUCCUGGGAUGAAACUGGAGGUGGCUGUGAAAACAGAUCCUGACACCUACUGGGUUGCCACCAUCAUUACCACUUGUGAGCAGUUGCUCCUCCUCCGCUAUGAUGGCUAUGGAGAGGAUCGGAAAGCAGAUUUCUGGUGUGACAUCAGGAAGACUGAACUCUACCCUAUUGGGUGGUGUGAGCAGAAUAAGAAAAUCCUUGAAGCCCCAGAAGGCAUCAGAGAUAAAGUGGCUGAUUGCAGUGCCUUUCUGCGGCAGACCCUGAUGGGAGCAUGUAGUCCUCCCGUUCCAUUGCUAGAGGGCCUCCGUAAUGGGAGGAAUCCUUUAGAUCUCAUUGCUCCAGGUUCCAAGCUAGAAUGUCAAGCUUUCCGGGACACUUUAAGCACUUGGGUUGUUACUGUGAUAGAAAACAUCGGCGGAAGGCUGAAGCUGCAGUAUGAAGGACUUGGAAGCUCUGACAGUUAUGAACACUGGUUGUAUUACUUGGAUCCAUUUCUUCAUCAUGUUGGUUGGGCUACUCAACAGGGAUAUGAGCUUCAGCCCCCAUUAGCCAUCAGACAUCUGAAAAAUGAAGCAGAGUGGCAAGAGAUCUUGGCCAAAGUGAAAGAAGAGGAGGAAGAGCCAUUACCAUCUUACUUAUUUAAGGACAAACAAGUGAUUGGCAUUCAUACAUUCUCUGUAAAUAUGAAAUUGGAAGCUCUGGACCCCUGGUCUCCUUUUGGGAUCUGUCCUGCUACAGUUGUUAAGGUUUUUGAUGAGAAGUACUUUCUGGUGGAAAUGGAUGAUUUGCGGCCAGAGAAUCAUACACGGCGAUCUUUUGUGUGUCAUGUUGACAGUCCUGGUAUUUUUCCUGUGCAAUGGAGUCUGAAGAAUGGUUUACACAUCAGCCCCCCUCCUGGCUAUCCCAGCCAGGACUUUGACUGGGCCGACUACCUCAAACAGUGUGGUGCUGAAGCUGCUCCCCAGAGGUGCUUCCCUCCGUCAGUUUCUGAGCAUGAAUUUCAGGAGAACAUGAAGCUCGAGGCAGUGAACCCAGUUCUCCCUGAAGAAGUUUGUGUUGCCACCAUUACUGCAGUGCGUGGCUCCUACCUAUGGCUCCAGCUGGAGGGUUCUAAGAAGCCCAUACCUGAAUUUAUUGUGAGUGUAGAAUCUAUGAAUAUCUUCCCUUUGGGUUGGUGUGAAACCAAUGGCCACCCACUCAGCACUCCUCGCCGAGCACGAGCACAUAAACAGAGGAAAAUUGCAGUGGUUCAACCAGAAAAACAAAUAUCAUCCUCUAGGACUGUCCAUGAGGGCCUAAAGAAUCAGGAGCUGAACUCUACAGACUCAGUCACAAUUAAUGGAAAAUAUUGCUGUCCAAAGAUAUACUUCAACCAUCGUUGCUUCUCAGGGCCAUACCUUAACAAAGGAAGAAUUGCUGAGCUGCCUCAAUGUGUAGGACCUGGGAACUGUGUUCUUGUCCUCAGAGAGGUCCUCACUUUACUUAUCAAUGCAGCCUAUAAACCCAGUCGUGUCCUUCGGGAACUCCAGCUGGACAAAGAUUCUGUAUGGCAUGGAUGUGGGGAAGUCCUAAAAGCCAAAUAUAAAGGAAAGAGUUAUCGGGCUACCGUUGAGAUAGUGAAAACAGCUGAUCGGGUGACUGAAUUCUGCCGACAAACCUGUAUCAAACUGGAGUGCUGUCCUAACCUCUUUGGUCCACGGAUGGUUCUGGAUAAGUGUUCUGAGAACUGCUCUGUACUUACAAAGACCAAAUACACACACUAUUAUGGAAAGAAGAAAAAUAAAAGGAUUGGAAGGCCACCUGGUGGGCAUAGUAACUUAGCAUGUGCCCUGAAAAAAGCCAGUAAGAGGAGAAAGAAGCGGAAAAAUGUUUUUGUUCAUAAGAAGAAACGCUCCUCUACAUCUGUUGAUAACACCCCAGUGGGCUCUCCUCAGGGAAGUGGGGGUGAAGAUGAGGAUGACCCAGAUGAAGGGGAUGAUGAUUCCCUAAGUGAGGGCAGUACAUCUGAGCAGCAGGAUGAGCUACAGGAGGAGUCAGAAAUGUCAGAAAAAAAGUCAUGCUCCUCCUCUCCCACCCAAAGUGAGAUGUCCACAUCUCUGCCUCCGGACAGAGAAAGGAGGAAAAGAGAGCUUCGCACUUUUUCAUUUUCUGAUGAUGAGAAUAAACCUCCUUCACCAAAGGAAAUCAGGAUUGAAGUUGCUGAAAGGCUUCACCUGGACAGUAACCCCCUGAAGUGGAGUGUGGCAGAUGUUGUGCGGUUCAUCAGAUCCACUGACUGUGCCCCACUAGCAAGGAUAUUCCUAGACCAGGAAAUUGAUGGACAGGCUCUGUUGCUCCUUACCCUUCCCACUGUUCAAGAGUGCAUGGACUUAAAAUUGGGCCCUGCCAUCAAGCUCUGCCAUCACAUAGAGAGGAUCAAGUUUGCUUUUUAUGAGCAGUUUGCCAACUGAGAAGGCCAACCAAAGUGAACUGGAUCUUUGAAGCACAAAUGCAGUGAAUCCUUUGCCCCGCUCAAGAAGGGAAGCUGAAAUAGUCCUGGAGCUCUUGGCCCUGCGGGUGUCAGCUUACUCUCUUUGCACUUUCCAGGAAGGAGGACCCAUACCAAGGAAGCAAAAACUGUGCACAGAAGUAGUUCUCCUGCCAGUGGAAAUGUGGGCAUCUCCUGUUCGGCAGUUUGAAGUUUUAAAAAAAUAAGGGUUGUGAGGAAAAGACUCAUGUAAGAAGAAGAAGCAUUUCCAGUGGUGUGGCCUGAACACAAAGAAGAAUCUAGGCUGUUGGAAAGCAUCCUUUUGGUUGUUUUUUUUUUUUCUAUUCUUUCCCAUGGUAGACUGAAUUUUGUUCUCUGCUUUCUCUUCCUUAGAAAGAGAGGACUUAGCUUUAAGAUGGCACUGAUUGGGACUGUGUUUAAGGCACAUCAGUGCUUCAUUGUUAUUGUGUUUUUAAGCUUUUCUAAAUUAAAGCAGUUCAUUUUGGGGAUGAUUAUAUGGCUCUAGGGUUUUGAAUGUACAGUCACACUUUGAUCCAUUUUAAAAUCUAUUCCUAGGAGUUCCUUUGUUUCUACCUCUGUUGAUAACUGAGCUUACAGCCAUGUAUGAAAUAUUUUGUAUGAUGCCAUUUUAAAGCUAUGUUAACACUAAAAUUGUGAAAGAAAAGAAAUUGAAAGGAAAAAGAACUGCUUUCUUAAAAACAUUGUGUGGGCAUUUACACCUGUUUCCUACUAAUCUAAGAACUCUGAUGCCAUUGUUCUUCCAUCAUGACCCAGCUUGGGCUACCGUUUUAAGUAGCUUCUCAAAUAUUGUUGGUAUUUUGGUUAAAUUGCUCUCUGAGGGACUUCAGUGGCUUUUAUUUUGACUUUACUGUCCUCUACAGUUGUUUGUCUAACUAUACUUCAUUUCUAGAGUCCUUAUUUUGGGUGGAAAUCAGCAGGUAUUCCUUGGACCCAAAAUAAAGCCUGUUUCCAUUCCUUUCUCAGUGUAUCCAGGUAGAUAAUGUAGAAGCACGAAAGAACAACCAUUUUUAGAGGCUGAUGCCAAGUGUAGCGUUUCUAUAGCAGUGUCCUCAGUAUCUGGAUAAAGAGCGAGAGGUGUUUUUGGUUAAAAAACCAAGCCACGUUCAUGCUUUUCUUCAGUUAAACCUUUAAAAUGAAUGUAAUCUACAGUCCGAGAAUUCCCACUCAACAACUCAGUAGUCUUUUAGGAGUUUCUAAUGACACAGCUCAAGUUGGCAUGAAACUCCAGGCAAAUUUUCACUUAGGAUUGCAUUGCCAACUAUUAUAGAAUAAUAGCAUUUGAUGUACUGUUCCAGGCAUGGGGAAUGAGGAAUGACAUACAUUGCCUCCUAUAAAUGUUUUGCUUUGCUGAAUGUUUUUUGGAAUAUCCAGUCACCAGCAAAUGAUAACCUAAUCAUCUAUCUUCAAUGUUUGAAAAUAUUUUAAAACUAUAAACUGGGCAAAUUCUAAAUAGCUGUACAAAUAGGUAAUAUUAUUACAAAUGUUUAAACUGAUGAUUUUUCCUUUUCUUUCUCUUCCCCAUCCUAACCCCCCACCACCACCACCACCACCACACACACACCUGUUUUUAUGGACAUCAGCAAACAGCCUACAGUCUUGAUCAUCUCUUUAUUGGAUAAUUCAUGAACCACUUUAAGUCUUCUAACCAAAUCUUAUAUUAAAGCUUCAACCCUUUGCUUAGAUUACUACCAGAUAUAUUUGGAAAGAAGAUUCAUUUAAGUAAAAGUUAAUAUGUUUGCAUUUACUCAGAGAUCCAAUUUUUCAAAUUUAAUUAAUUCCAUGCUCACAGAAGAGAAGCUUAUAUAAAGUGCAUGUGGACAAUUAGCAUUAAGCAGGUAGACAUUUGGGAAGUGGUUGUAAUGAUCUUGCUUGACAAAAUUUCCUGAGAGUUCAGCAGUCAGAGGGUCCCCUGAAGAUGAUCAGAGGAACAAAAACUUCUGGAACUAAUGUUUAGGGGCUCACAUUGUUACCUAAUUUAGGGAAAUGAAAUGUAUUUCGUAUUAAGAGAGAAUUUACCAAACUCAACAACAAUGAAUAUGUGAUUUUGUUUCUUUUUUGACUUCUAUAGAAACCACUGAAUUGAGAACCACCUCCCUUCACUGAAAAGAGAAAAGCAGUACCUUUAAGUAGUUUCUGGUCAUGAGAGAGUCGGGCCCAACAGGCUUUCAAUCCUCAUACUCUAUCCAUAUAGUGAUUAUUCAAGCUCAACUUUCGCCUAGAGGGAGAAGCUGACUAUAGUUGGGACGAGUAAGUGGGAAUUCCCUUAAUGUUUCGUUUAUUCUCCUAUUGAUAAAUAGUUUAUCAGGCAACUACAUCAAAGAAUUAUAUUCUCUCAGCCCCCACUCCCAAAUAUUACAUGAGAGAAUAACUGUCUGGUAAUUUGGCACAGGGCAUUUGUUUAAGUAUGAAAUUUAGAUUCCAUUUGUCUCAUAAAGCUGCUGGUGCUGGGAUAGACAGUAGUGACAACCUGAUUCCAGGGAUUCUGAAACAGAUUUUCAGCCUGAUAAAAGCUUACCCUGUUGAGAUUAAACAUUGGUAUGUUGCCAAAAGGGACUUGUUUUUUAAAGAGGCCAGUCUCUUAAAUUUAUGAGAUGUGCAUUGUGAGGGAAUUGAAUUUGUCUGGAUUUUACCUGCAGUUGGCCCCAAAGCCUGCCUGAUAUCAGAAAGGAAAAUUUCCUGUUUUUGAAGCUUGGCAACAGGUCAUUGGAUUAUAUCUUCAUCCUGGCUCUUGACAGGCUUAACAAUAUUAGCCUGUAUUAGUAUGUUAGACAUACCUUUUACUGCAUUUGCAGAUUUGCUGUGACAUUCUGACUAUAUUUUGUGGGCUUCUGGGAAUAUGGUAUUUUUUGUUGUAAACCACAUUCAUCCUUCUCAGUAUAGCAGAAUUUAUGUGGCUAACGCAGGGAUUGCCUUAUUGGGGAGCUGUAGCUUUUACCCUAUUUACCUUUCUUUUGCAGUGUAGGUGGUUCCCAGCAUCUAUUUUAUAGAUAUAUGAGGUCAGGGAAGGGGACUUACCGACCUCUGGAAGAGAUGAACUUCUUGGUAAAUAUUUUUGAUUUAUGAUAGAGGUAAACAGGGAAAACCAGUUCAGAACUUGGCAUUUAUAUGCCUCUUCUCCUAGAAGUAGAAUUAAUCUCACUAUGAGAGAGAGAGAGAGGGCAUUGCACAAUAGCUUCCUGGAACUUGAUUAUAUUUUACUCUUCUCCAGUACCAAUUCAGUGGUAUCUGUAAAAGCUGUAGGAAGGCCCUAAGUGGGUUAGGACCCAGAACCAUUCCCAUCUCUCAAGCCAAAAAGUGUUUCUGGGGAACACACAGAACAUUGGGGAAUCACUAACAAAGUAGAUAGAUGGGAACAUUGGGAAAACCAUCACUUACAUCUCCUGUCACCAAAGACAUAUUUAAGACACCCUUUACUGGUCCGAUUAAUUCUCACAGAAAUUCUUGAGAGUUGUUAGAAGCUUAGCCUCAACAGUGAAAACCCACUCUGGAUUUGAACUCUGGACCUAUAUGUUGGGGGUGUUCUCUGUGUGUGUGUGUGCAUGUGUGUGCAAAUUCAGAACUGUUCUGUGUUAUCAGUAGAUUUGUUGGCCUUAUGAAGCUGUAAGAGAAGGCAUCACUAAUGGAAGUGAAGUAUAAAUCUUGGUGGAGACCAGUGCCCCUUAAAAAACAAAAGUAUUUCUUUGGUCCUGUAUCCACUGUAAGUAACCAUGUGCCAUAGUCAUGGUUCUAACUCAGAAACUUUAGAACAGAGGGCAGAGGGCCUCCUGUAAAACCAAAAUGGAAUCAGUCACUUUCAUACAAUUAUAAUUCAUCCUUGACUUUAUUCACUUUAAAAUGUUUUGCUAAGGAAUUCUCAUGAAUCCCAUCCCUUGUAUGAGAAUGUACAUAUUUUAGAAAUUUUGAAUUUAUCCAAAUAAGCCACCUAUGAACUUGGAGCUUUGGCAGAAAAGUUCCAAACUCAAAGCCCAGUCUAAAUGGAACUGGUUUCAAACCUACUCCCUUGGGGUAUUUUCCUCAGUACUUGUUCCAGACCCCACAAAUAGCCAGCCUUGUUUCUGAGGAGAGCAUUUGGGGUGCAGGUGCAGAAGGUGCCAGGUGGUGAAUGCACUGGAGAGUGAUUUUCUUGGUUGUGGUGUUUCAGAAGUCUUAGAUUUUCACAAGAACCAACAAAACCAGGAGGGGGCUUGGGAGUAUGGAGAAGUAGGCCUAAAACUCCCUCUUUUUUUGCUUUUUCUGACUUAACACACCAAUUGGGUCUUUCUUGGUGCUAUGGCCCAUCACAAGGGGCUAUUUUAAAAAGGGAACAAGUCGCAACCUUGCUGGACAAGUCUUCAAUGCCAGCAGUAAAGCACUGACCCUGAGCCAUGUGAGAAAGAGUCUCUAAUUCUGGGUGCAAAGGAUGAUGCUGACUAGUGAAAUGCCACCAUUGCUGAUAAGGAUGCCUGUUCUUGGGAUCUGUAGAAAUGCCAGGCCUAAGGGUUUCUAUAUGGCUUAUUCAAUUAACUGCAUGACUCACUUAGCAGAAUUUUGGUGGAUAAACGGUAUUGAAAGGGUGAGGGUAGGUUUUAGGGGCAAAUCAAGUCACAAAGCCUGACUAUUGAGAGUGGUCAUGAAGUUCAGGCAAAGUUAAAACUAGGCAGUUCAUUAGCUCCUUUUGCAAGAAGUUUCUGGGGGAAAGUAGUCUGAAUGUUUCUCUUCAGAGUUUUAAGUGCUCAUUUCUUUUCCUUCCCUUCUCCCUUUUUUUGGUUGAAUAUUCUCUAAAGACAAUCAGAGGCCUGCCAGGGAGGGACUCCUGGCUGGUUCCAGCACUGUCCUUAGGCCUCUUUUUAAUAAUAACUCCUUGGAACCAAUGCACUUUGUUUAAUAUAUUUUGCCUUUUUUUUUAAGCUACUUGUUUGCAACAAAAUGAAAUGCAUUUUGCAUUGUAUCUCUCUUGCUCACUGUUUUGCCCCCUUAAUUUCAAAAGUUACACAUUGAGGAUAAAGUACUCUUAAGGAGAAGUAUGCACAAGUAUACCUAUUAAAAUAACUCCCCUGAAGUUCGAUGGUAUAACUUCAAAAGAUUAAAAAAAAAACUAUUUUGGAUGAAUAUUUUGUGUGGUUUUGGUUUUGUAAAUAAGAGUGUAUAUAUAAAGGUGUGGUAUAUUAUUUUAAAGUGGUUAUGAGAAAAUAAAAGAAAACACAUCUUAAGCUAUAUUUAACUUCAUUUGUGCUGAUCUGAUAGCAAUGAAGAUGUCUUGUCCAGAAAAAAAUCCUUCAACAAAUUUUCCAGUGGGGCCUCAGCAAAUCGUCUCUGGAUGGAGGAGAAAGUUCCUUCCUACUUUAAUAAAAUGAGUCUUUCUAGAACUCCCCCUGCUCUCCUGCUAUCUGAUUCUUGCUCUUCUGGGUUGAUGUACUUUUUUUAUUCCAGUUUGGAAAAGGUAGGAAGAGCAGAAUUUCCUGUAUCACACUUACUCCUGGCACUGAGAAUUCUGCCCCUAAUCUCUGAAGACUGCUUCUUGUUCAUCUACACUAGCCAUGAUACAACAGCAAUGGGCCUUCAGGAUUCCUCUGCAUCUGGAUGUGUAGAGCAGUGUUUUGUUAAAAACUUCAUUUUUCAGCUCUGUGUGCAGUUUACCUUGAGCUCUCUGUGUUUUCAAGCAAGUAAGAGCCCUCUUAUGACAGACUACAAUCUCUUCUACUUUAAGUACAUAUUCUUUUGUUCAGUUCUCUCUGAAGAAUCGUAACUGUUGAACAUUCUCAUAAUAUCCCUUCUAAGACCUAAAGACAAUAAUGCAAUUUUCCUUUACCUAUGUGUUUUCUUACCCUAAUUUUCUGUGUAUGUCCAUGGUCAAUACUUGUGGAGAGUUUUAAUUUUUAUAAAUUAAAAUUCAAUUUAAUUUAAAAA
Choloepus didactylus (southern two-toed sloth) is the source of this 8888-nucleotide messenger RNA. It is a transcript of the gene SFMBT1, whose product is annotated as Scm like with four mbt domains 1. Lineage: Eukaryota; Metazoa; Chordata; Mammalia; Pilosa; Megalonychidae. Gene Ontology annotation, cellular component: nucleus. The coding region runs from base 343 to 2943 and encodes 866 amino acids. The transcript is spliced from 21 exons. Gene Ontology annotation, biological process: regulation of DNA-templated transcription. The record is from RefSeq and is a predicted model, not a curated record. Gene Ontology annotation, molecular function: transcription corepressor activity; histone binding.